CAAAUUUGAAGUUCCAUAUCGAUUUGCACUGUCAAAUUCUGAUUUUAAUAUCAGUUCAAAUUUCGCGUUCUUCACGAGCAGAAAAUGCUCAACCCUGUCUUCCAUUUUACGUUCCUCAUUCACCAACGGAAAUCAUAAGUGUUCAUGGACAAUAAAAAGUCGAGUUUAAUACAGUAGGGAAGCUAAUGCUCUGGGAAUUUUCAAAACGCUCUUUCUGUUCCUGGAACAUCAAAAAUUUCCAAAAACCGCUAGCACCCUCAUGGGGGAAUGGGGAAUAAAAAAAGCUGACAUCGCUAAGCUUCCAAGCGCCUCAAUUCUCUUAGCUAGAUGUAACUGUUCGAAAAGCCAAGCGAAUCAGACUGAUACUAAACCGAGUGCCAGGUGUAGAAACCACUGGUUAGAAGGAACUUUUCAGGGAGAAACUUUUCAAAUUAAACCGAACGAUACUCAUAUAUUUUAUGUGUGCGAUCAUUGUCAGGAAAGCCAAUUUUAUACUGAACUACGAUCUGUAAAUAAUAACGAAAAAAUCAGAAAUGAGGAACAGGGAAUAAAAGCGACUGGUGAAACUUCCCGAUAUGAAGUCAAGCAUUUAAAGUCCAAAUUUGAUCAGCUACAAAAUGAACAUCAUAAAUUAAUAGCGGUUACAAGUGAGUUGACCACAGCCCUGCAAAUGAACAUAAUCGGCCAAACCAGGAACAUUGGAACGGUUUUAGAACAAUGCAAGCAGAUUUACCCAACUUUGUUUGAAAGUGGAACAUCUGAAGAACAGCCAAAUGAUAACCAGCAUGUAUUACUAAAUGACCAUGAGCUUGAAGUGAUUCAUCCAGAAGAAAUGAAAGAGAUUAAGAAUGAUGACGCAACCAUUAUCAAAUCCAUUAAACCAACUGAAAAUGCUCAACCUCAAGACAUCUUCCUGAACUUGAAUUUGGAGAGUUUAGGUUCCAUUACUCCACUUCCAUCGCCCCUUACUCCCGAAACUGUGCGCUACGUUUUGGAAACGGUUUUUGAAAGAAUUUUUGAGUUGGAACGCUGCCAAACUGCGGAAAUCGAGCCAAAAGAACAACCACUAAAUAAAGUUGAUGUGGAAAAGAUUGUAGGCAACGUGCUAAAUGAGGCGAUUAAAUCGCCUUCCAACUGUGGAGCUGGAGAAGGAGAAUUAUCCAGGCCCGAGUCGGUUAACAUGAGGCAUCAAAAUUCUGUUUAUAUCAACUAUGCUAAACUGAAAGCAGACCUCAUGUAUAGCGAAAAUGAGAAAAGGAUUCGAAUUCUACAGGCUCUUAGAUGGAGAAUUACCAAAAACAAUGGACCGACAAGGGAAAAAGUUAUGGAAUCUUAUGCAAACCACGAUGUGUUAGAAUUACGUGCCAAUAUUAGUAUACCUGAAAGAUUGCUGCUGGGAUACGACAUGGAUCAUUAUGUUCAAGAGUCUGCCUGUAGAUUGAUAAACGCCCUGGCAUCGCUAAGACUUGGAAGAGAUUACCUCACAUUGGAUGAAAGAUUAUUGAAACGAGUUCUCAUAAAGAAAGUUAAAGAUGUAAAAAGCGUGUCCGGUGCCGUGAUUAGAAACAUGUUGGUUGCUAGUGUACAAAAACUGUCGAUAAGGAAACAAUGCAGAAUUCAAAUGGUGAACGAAGGGCUUUUCGAAGUCAUAGUGGACUAUAUGGAUGACUUUUACGAAAAAUUGUCCAAGUAUUGUUUGGAGUAUUGCUCCGCUUUGCUAAUGAACUUAUGUCUGGUAACAGAAGCAAAGGAGAGAUCAACCAAAGACCCCAUAAAAAUCGUUGGUCUUUUAAGAAAAUUUUUAGAAUGCGAAAAUGAAACCUAUCUUCCAUACAUCAACGGAGUGAUGUUCAGUUUGUUUGAAAGAAGCGAAAUUGUUGAUGAGGCUUUGAAUCAACACUUUGAUAAAAUUAUAAUAAAACUUAUUCAGAUAACAACUAACGAAAACAUCAAGAAGCAAUUGGAUUUCAUCCUCCAAGCCCGUUUAUUUGGUAGAAGUGAUCCUACCAUCCGAGAGGAUGACGAUGAGAGCAAAGAAGAGGUUGACCUGUUAGAAGUAGAGCUGGAUCAAGAUGAUUUUAUUACGCAGUUGCCAUCCGGGGAAACGUUAUUGCAAGAAUAUCAGGCUGAAGAUAAUAGCUUUUCACACUUUGCGUUGAGCAAGGAUCCCCCAAAUUCUGCUCGAUCGUUCAGCGAAGAAACAAAGCAAUUUUCUCAUAAACCAUCCUCGAAUAGAGGUAUUUUUGAAACGGCCAAACCUAGAAGGUACGCAACUUGUUCGCAAAAUGUUGCAACCAAAUCUGUUAAGAAUAAAACAUUCAACGCGGGAGGUGGGCGGUAUCCGCCAAAUCCUAUAUGUUAUAUGGAAAAUUGUCAGCGAUUGCAAAAUGGCCCAAAUGUUCAGUGUUCCUGCAGCAAAUGCACGCCAGGGCAAAACAGAUAUUACUGUGGCUGCUACGAAGCUAUUAGGAAAGACAUUGGCGAUUCAGAUAUUAACGUGAAUAUUACCAAGGGUAAGAACAUGGAAUCCCAAUCUAGUCAGUAUGUAAAGGACAAGAAGAAAAUUGGAUCUGAGGCAACUUCCAUUGAGUCUGAUUUGCAAGCAGCUACAUCUAAGGGAAUUUUGCUUCAUCCUAUCUCUACUGAGCAGUUAGUUGCAAAUAACGACAAUAGCGGUUUGUUUGAAAAUUUUUGCGAAAUCGCACUGUUUCAUUUCGAUGCCCGGCACUAAGGAACCUUUUAAUUUUAUUAAUCCGCAGAUCUUUAUGAAAACUAGACAAAUUCACUUCCAUAGGAUGGUUUGCCUAAACCAUUAAUAGAGCACGGUUUUUAAGAUUGCCUUUUUAGUAGAUGUACACUUCUGAAGGCAUGGCUGAAACUAUUUGACCAUCGCUUACCUAUUUUAGGUGGUAGAACUGGAAGCGGAUGCAAAAUUUGUGGCGAAAGGAAAUGCAGUUGCGCGUUUGAAUCGAAACCAAAAAUAACUAGAACGCCAACUCUGUAGUAUAAAAAUAUAAUAUUUUUGAAACUAA
Molecule: messenger RNA, 3032 nt
Organism: Dendroctonus ponderosae (mountain pine beetle)
Lineage: Eukaryota; Metazoa; Arthropoda; Insecta; Coleoptera; Curculionidae
Product: lisH domain-containing protein ARMC9
Exons: 18
Coding region: 260-2731 (823 amino acids)
Biological process (GO): cilium assembly
Cellular component (GO): ciliary tip; ciliary basal body; centriole
Source: RefSeq, a predicted model, not a curated record